Messenger RNA from Rhizophagus irregularis DAOM 181602=DAOM 197198, 1350 nucleotides. RefSeq lists its product as uncharacterized. The record is from RefSeq and is a predicted model, not a curated record. Lineage: Eukaryota; Fungi; Glomeromycota; Glomeromycetes; Glomerales; Glomeraceae.
AUGGCAAAUUUAGUAGCUAAGAUAGAAGAACUUUUGGUAUAUGAUUCAUUAGACGCUCUUUGCGGGGCGUCUGUAGUUUAUUUAACAAUAGAGGAAAAUGUCUUACUUCCAUAUAAUAAAGUACGAGAGUUAGUCGACCGGGCAGUCAAUUCAUCUUUGACGAAAAUAGAUGAUCUUGAGCGAAAGACUAAGGUGUUAGAAAUUUUACCGCAGAUGGAAAAUGGAUAUAGAAACAUCGUCGGUUUAAAAGCGAUAAAGGCGCUAAAUACCCCUCAAGAAUCAUCUCUAGAUUAUACGCGAGAAGAAAUAGAUCAAAAUAUCAGGGCAUUAAAAUCGAAGCUUAGUUCUCCAUUAACAGAGCCAGAUGCAUCUCUUUAUGAUAGUAUCAAAAAAAAUUUAGAAAGUAUCGAAUCUGAUCUUACAUGGCGUGAUCCAGAGGCGAGCACAGUUCUUAGUGAUGAAUCUCCAUUAGUGCAAAACUUGAAAACAAGACAGAAGCGUCAUUUUUUGGAACCGCGUGAGAGAAUGAAAUGUGAGCUUCCUAAAGAAAUUAUUUCCAAGUGUGAGGAGUUUACAAAUAAUUUUCGCAGGGGGUAUACUCCUAAUAAUUUUAACAACAUCAUACAUGACAAAACGUGGAAAGAGACUGGUCCUGAUUUGGAAAAAAGAACGGAAUGGAUACUUAGUGUACUUGCGGAAAUUUGGAAUAACCCAGCAUUUACAACCAGCGAAUCUCGUAGUAAGCAAAGUGAAGGUACCUACGUCACAGAUGUAAUAGUACCACUACUUCGAGCCACAUUAGGGGAUUUACCAAACGGACAUAUUUGCUUAAGCACGGCUGAAUGGCAGAGCUUAGCAAGUAAAGCUCGCAAAAAUGCUGGGACGGAUAAAGAACGUAUAGGGAAGAAACCCGACAUUAUGGUACUAGACCAAUAUGUGGAUAAAAUAAUUGAGCUUACAUAUGUUGAAUGUUCACGUAUUGUAUGUAGUACUACAAAAAAAGCAAAUGACGAAGUGAAGCUGUGGAGAGAAACCUUAGAUGGUGCGAGUUUUGUAAAUAUUGCAUGUAGGCCAACUAGUAACCAAUUUGGAAUUGUCGGUAUUCAGGUUGCUGGUGCGACCAUAUAUUUGAAUGUUCUGAUGAAUGAUGCGAGCGGAAUUCCGAGGUAUUUUCACCUUAAUCAUGCUGAUAUUCCUUUGGAUUUUAAUUCACCAAAACGUGUCAAAUCUCUUAAUAUCCUAAUUGUGAAUAAAAGUUUACUUGCACGAGCAUUGGAACAAGCAAUUUCAAAUCCACCUCGAAAUGUCCAUUCAAGCCCAACUGUUUCCACACCACCAUAUAAUAAUUAA